Annulohypoxylon maeteangense is the source of this 1148-nucleotide messenger RNA. Its product is annotated as ATP synthase subunit E. The coding region runs from base 302 to 589 and encodes 95 amino acids. NCBI's taxonomy places the organism in Eukaryota, Fungi, Ascomycota, Sordariomycetes, Xylariales, Hypoxylaceae. The transcript has 3 exons. The record is from RefSeq and is a predicted model, not a curated record. Gene Ontology annotation, molecular function: proton transmembrane transporter activity. Gene Ontology annotation, biological process: proton motive force-driven ATP synthesis.
UAGGUACCUAGUCGUGGCAGUCGCUAUACAGUACGUAGCGCUGUUACAUAGUACCAAGAUGUAAAUGCUAAAUGCUACAAUUAAAAAAAAUUAGGAAAAUAAUCAGUCUGCGAAAUUUCCCGACGCCGUCCAUACACUUCCGGUGACACGCUCUUACUAUUCCACCUCCCAACCUUGAACUACAACCCUCGACAAUCUCCUCCCCUCGGAAAAGGGCCAAUUGGCAACCGAUCGCCAGACUGUGCAUCACUCAUUGAUCGCUUGCUCCCUCUAAAAAGUGCUCGCGCCAUAAACCGGCCCAAUGUCUACUACUUCAGGAGUCAACGUGCUCCGGUACUCAGCUCUUGCCUUAGGUGUUUUCUACGGGUUCACACACCAGAGAUCCAUCAGCGCAGCGCAAAGGGCCACCGCGGCACAGAAGGAAUAUGAACACAAGCAGCACUUAAUAGAGCAAGCUAAGGCCCAAUAUGCGAGGUCCAAGAACCCAGCCCCCCAAACAACUGAGAAGAGUGCUUUGGACCAAGAUCCGAUGGAUCCCAAAUUCGAUCUAGAAGCUUACUUCAACGCCCUCGCGAAGCAAAAUCCCUAGAGAUGUAAUAAUAAUAUUGGAUCAACUACGUACGGAUUACCAUAGAGUCUGUGGAAUGGGAGAGAGCUGGGGUUGAACACGAUGCCAUAAGUCGUAUCGACGGUUCUUUUGACGACGGCUUCGUAGGGCCUGUGUAUAAUUGCGAUGCGGUCAAGAAAAGCCACCUCAUAGAUUUCAUUGGGUUUCACGCUGUACAUGUGUACAAUACCAAGACUUAUGCUCACCUAGACAACUGGGAGGCCAAAUCUCACAUGACAUUCAUAGAACGGCCUUAACGGAUUGGUUUGGUUCGGUUCUUCUGAGUUAUUUUCUACCUUUUUCUAUUAACGUUUACAUCCCACACAUCAUAUCCAUAUUUCCGUAUGAGACAAAGGUGGACAGAAACGCACUAAAGAAAAAGCCUGCAAUAUUUCUACAUAGUGUACCUAGGUAGGUUUGUGAGAAAGUUGUCUUGGAUGAUAUAUCACCAAGACCACCAGUAGUAGUAGCUAUACAUGUGUUAGGGGGUUAACUGGAUUAUUUACACAAUAAAGUCUACGCAUCUCAGCACUUAACUCCG